CUUAAGCAAUAACUAAGUCAACUACGUACAUAACUUAUCCAGCACCGAAGAGAUCGACGCCCCCCUCUCAAGCCACAUGGCAUAUGUUGACCUACCCUGCUACCUACCUUACAUUGUGCGUGCGACAGGUUUGCACCGCCACAUAUUGACGUCGUCACCUCACUGGCUCAUCUCGGCUCUCAUUCUCCCUCUUCACUGCAGUCAAAGACAUGCAAAGCUCUCGGGAGCUCUCAGCUGCGUCCGGGAAAAGCCGACUCUCCUCUCGCUGAAUGCUUAGCCCUCUCACACACUCCCAGCACUCUCCCAGCUCCAACAAGUCCGGAGCACAGUAUUCUCUUGCUGCAAUGGCCGUAAACAACUCCUUCGGAGGCAAUGAUGUGAGUCUGCCAUUCUCUUUUGUUUUUGUUUUUGUUCUUGUUCUUCCUUUUCCUUUUCUCCUCUAGUACAACAGUCCCUCCCCGGUUCCUCGACUUCAAUGGCUGAUUGCGGAACCCCCUCCGAAAAACAGGCCUUCGAGAGCACCCUCCGGCGGGAGACGGCUUCGGUCGACCAGAAGCUGGCGGCAGAGCGAGAACAGGCACAGGCACAAGCACGAAACGCCGACUUGUUGCAAUCAAAUGGCACCCUUCCCGUCUCCAUUUCCUCCAUCCAGGUUCACGGCGCAAAGAACACUCGGAGGUCCUUCCUGAACCCCCUCUUCCAGCCGCUCGUCGACCAGAGCAGGAACACGGGCUACACACUGGUUGAGAUGCUGGACGAGGUCAGCAAAGUAGUCGGCAAGCUCCAAAAGUUCGACAUCUUCCACGACCAAAUACACGUCCACCUCUCCCAGCCUCAGCAGACCGACCCUUCCACUUCUCCCACCGAUUACGAUGUCGCCCUGCGAGUCCGCGAAAAGUCAAAGGUCUUCCUGAAGACCGGCACAGAUCUGGGCAACACGGAAGGCUCCGCAUAUGGCACCAUGCACUUGCGGAACCUGUUUGGCGGAGCAGAGUCCUUGGCACUCAACGCAUCUACCGGUACGAGAACACGGUCUGCGUAUAGUGCUGAAUUCAGUACCCCCGUUCUCAGCAACCCUGAUCUGCGACUCAGCUUCGAAGGUCUAGCGAGCAGCACGCACAAGCCGUGGGCAAGCCACGAGGAGGCUGUCAAGGGUGGAGGUGCCAAACUCAACUGGCUGAGUCCUGCCGGCGACAAGUAUCAGGUCGGCUACACUGGCGCCUGGCGCCAAGUCACUGGUCUCGGAGAAAGAGCAAGCCCGACCGUGAGAGGCGAUGCAGGCGACUCCGUCAAGAGCGCAAUCUCCUAUCUCUACACCAGGGAUCGCAGAGACAACCCUAUGCUGCCCCAGAGCGGUUACCUAAUCAAGUCCGCCACCGAGAUUGCUGGCUGGGGAUCGCUGGGCGGAGAUGUGGCUUUUGCCAAGAACGAGAUGGAGUUUGGCGGUGCUGUACCUGUCCCGGUCCCCGGCGUCGAUGGGUUUUCCGGCGUAUCAGUCGGCGCCGGUUUCCGUGCAGGCCUGCUUUACCCUCUGCCACUUGGCUGGGGCUUGGACGGCGCAAAGGCAAGUCGCGUCAACGAUCGGUUCAGCUUAGGCGGCCCGACAGAUGUUCGUGGUUUCACCCUCGGUGGUCUCGGUCCCAGGGAUGGCGGCGACGCACUCGGUGGCGAUGUCUUCGCGGCAGGAAGCGUAAACGUGCUAGUCCCCCUCCCCAGAGUCGGUCCUGACAGUCCAUUCCGACUUCAGUUGUUCGCCAAUGGUGGCCGCUCAGUAGCCCUACAAAACAAAGCCAAAGGCAGAGAAGACCCGCUCACCAAAGCCCUCAGCUCGAGACAAGUAUGGGAUGGUGUGUUUGGGGCCACGAAAGACUUGGCUACCGGGCUGCCCAGCUUAGCGGUAGGUCUUGGUCUCGUUUAUGCUCACCCGGUAGCACGCUUCGAGCUGAAUUUUAGUCUACCUUUGGUGGUCAGACGAGAAGAAGAGAAGCGCAAGGGUUUGAGCAUCGGAGUUGGCAUCAACUUCUUGUAGAAAAAGAGCAGGUCCGUGUAGACAGCGCGUCCUCUUCUGUGUAUAUUGCCUUUACUAUUUUCCGUAGAUACUUGAAUAUCCCAACACUCUGAGUCCCCGGAUCGUUUGGCUACACUAAUACCGAAACCUGACUGUUCUUUAUGGGGAAGUCCUUGCCGUCCGUAGCACUCUUUUCUGUUUCUGUUU
Messenger RNA from Truncatella angustata, 2215 nucleotides. Its product is annotated as sorting assembly machinery 50 kDa subunit. Gene Ontology annotation, cellular component: outer membrane; SAM complex. Gene Ontology annotation, biological process: protein insertion into mitochondrial outer membrane. The transcript has 2 exons. Bases 476 to 2029 code for a protein of 517 amino acids. The record is from RefSeq and is a predicted model, not a curated record. Lineage: Eukaryota; Fungi; Ascomycota; Sordariomycetes; Amphisphaeriales; Sporocadaceae.